Aspergillus clavatus NRRL 1 is the source of this 1083-nucleotide messenger RNA. Its product is annotated as glycoside hydrolase 5 family protein. Lineage: Eukaryota; Fungi; Ascomycota; Eurotiomycetes; Eurotiales; Aspergillaceae. The record is from RefSeq and is a predicted model, not a curated record. Bases 1 to 1083 code for a protein of 360 amino acids. The transcript is spliced from 3 exons. Gene Ontology annotation, molecular function: hydrolase activity, hydrolyzing O-glycosyl compounds.
AUGAAGCUCUCCCAAAUCCUUACCUUCGCCAGCCUGCUAUCCGGCGCCCUCGCGGCGCCCGGCAAGCCCCACGGCAAGCCCGGCUUUGCCAGCACGUCGGGGCUGCAGUUCUCCAUCGACGGCCAGACGGGCUACUUCGCAGGGUCCAACUCCUACUGGAUCGGCUUCCUGACCAACAAGGCGGACGUGGACAUCGGCUUCAACGACGUGAACACGGUGCCCGGCGAGGGCACGGUGUACUACCAGCUGCACGCGAACGGCAAGUCGACGAUCAACACGGGCGCGAACGGGCUGCAGCGCAUGGACUAUGUGGUCAAGAGCGCCGAGAAGCAUGGCAUCAAGCUGAUCAUCAACUUUGUCAACAACUGGGAUGAUUAUGGGGGGAUGAACGCGUAUGUCAAGGGGUAUGGCGCGGCGGACCACAAUGACUUCUACUCGAAUGCGAAGAUCCAGAAGGCGUACCGCCAGUAUAUCCGGGCGGUGGUCUCGCGGUAUACCAAGUCCGACGCGGUAUUUGCGUGGGAGCUGGCCAACGAGCCGCGCUGCAAGGGAUGCGACACGGACGUGCUGUACGACUGGAUCAAGUCGACGAGCGAGUAUAUCAAGUCGCUGGAUGCGAAGCACAUGGUCUGCAUUGGCGAUGAGGGCUUUGGCCUCGAGACCCUCUCCGACGGCAGCUACCCCUUCACCUACGUCGAAGGCAGCGACUUUGCCCGCAACCUGGCCAUCCCCACCAUCGACUUCGGCACCUUCCACCUCUACCCGGACAGCUGGGGUACCAGCCACGAAUGGGGCAAUCUGUGGACGCAGGCCCACGGCGCCGCGUGCCAGGCGGCCGGCAAGCCCUGCCUGUUCGAGGAGUAUGGCGUGACGUCGGACCACUGCGCGCUGGAGACGCCCUGGCAGAAGACCUCGCUGAACACCACGGGCGUGUCCGCGGAUCUGUACUGGCAGUAUGGCGAUACCCUGAGCUCGGGCCCGUCCCCGAACGAUGGCCACACGGUGUACUAUGGCACCGAUGAUUUCAAGUGCAUGGUGACGGACCAUGUGGCUGCCAUCAAGGCCAAGCAGGGAUGGGUUUGA